GGACUUUCCGAAGCAGAGAUUAUCCUAGAAGAUGGCCUGUUCCUUCGAGCACAAUGUGCUUGAGAGUAUGUGACUACUUCAGCACUGUACCCAACAGACUAUGAACGCGGCGAGAAGGGUCAACAUUCUGUCUUGAUGGUUGGAAAGGGCUUUGUCUGCUUGUCAGUCAGACAAGCAGACUGACAGCUAUCUGCAGACAUUGCUAAACUACAACAAUGGAAAUUCAGCUGGAUAUCUUCUAGAUUUUCUUGUUGAUUCCUUCGUCUUUCCAUUCGACCUUCGAGGUUAGACUCUAGCACCUAAUACCGACGGCUAAAAUGUUUAGGUGCCCAAUUGACGUUCUUCGUUUUCAUGAAUUCUGUUUUGAGAUAUCUCUGGUGCAUCUCUGGGACAAAACGCCACUUUCUGUCGCAUAUGAGAAGCAGUUCUGGAACAAGGCACGUCCCUUUUGUGAGGACAUCUGGUGGCACAUGCUGAUCUGUUACUCUCAUUGGUCAUGGAGUAGAAAAUUCCGUUCAGCUCGACUCGAGGUUUGCAAUUUGACUGCAUAAUUCACUGCAACAACACGCAUGGAGGUUGAUUCGAUCCGACUGAAAUGUAGAUCUGGAGAGAUGAGUACCGCCUUGGAAAACGGGUGAAGACCUGGUCUCAUGUCAAGUGAAAGUCCGUCUUCCAGGAACGAGACUAAGAUGGGCGAAAAGGGCAAAACAAAUAUCACACGCAGAUCUUUCAUUUCAUAUGGAGGCUUUCCGAGAUCCCGACUGGUCAAUGAUGCGAAUCCCUGGUAGCCGGAGAUUGCAAGCUUAGAAACUCCAACUGAGCGAGCAGUGCUACGAUGGACACACUAAUUGAAAGAAUCACGGCAAAAAAACAAAACCUCUGCGAGUUCGGGGGUGGCAUUGAAGCUGCGUCUAUCAUUAUUACAUCUAGUUUAAUGACAUUCGACCUCGCGACACUAAAAUUCUUCGAAGAACCGAAAUCGUUUUUUCUGUUCGGCAGUGAUCGUAAAUUGCUGGCGCUCGAACGUAGGAAGGCCGUGACGCUUCAUGGCUUUGACCGGAGCCCGAAAGUUGCAGCUCGAAAAUCGACCGUCCUCCAGGAGAUUGAAGUACACGAAGAGUUCCGUGUCGUGCUGCACUUCGUAUGUGAAGGUCCUCAUCGACUUCGCAUCCGCAGGACCUUCCGAGCAUUCGACGCCAAUGGCCUCCGCAGGUCGCAUCUCGGCGACGACGCUCGGGCCGCUCUGGGGGGAGUCCGAAUCUCGAUCUGGACCCGGCUCCGAACGAUCCAUUCCCUCGAAGAAGCUUCGCGCGACCGUUUGGGGCAUCGAGUUUCGACCGCCUGGCCGCUGCUGAUCCGGACUCCGUGGAGAGGAUGCCAUCGGUGCCAUGCGGGCCGAAUGAUGAGCUAG
Messenger RNA from Marchantia polymorpha subsp. ruderalis, 1411 nucleotides. The record is from the annotation of a GenBank genome assembly. NCBI's taxonomy places the organism in Eukaryota, Viridiplantae, Streptophyta, Marchantiopsida, Marchantiales, Marchantiaceae.